This is a messenger RNA of Closterium sp. NIES-65, 4689 nucleotides long. NCBI's taxonomy places the organism in Eukaryota, Viridiplantae, Streptophyta, Zygnematophyceae, Desmidiales, Closteriaceae. The record is from the annotation of a GenBank genome assembly.
AUGGACGUGGCCAUGGUCGUGGACGUGGACGUGGACGUGGACGUGGACGUGGACGUGUACAUGGACGUGGACGUGGACGUGGACGUGGACGUGUACAUGGACGUGGACGUAGACGUGGACGUGGACGUAGACGUGGACGUGGACGUGGACGUGGACGUGGACAUGGACGUGGACGUGGACGUAGACGUGGACGUAGACGUGGACGUGGACGUGGACAUGGACGUGGACGUUGACGUAGAGGUGGACGUGGACGUGGACAUGGACGUGGACGUGGACGUGGACGUGGACGUGGACGUGGACGACAUGGACGUGGACGUGGACGUGGACGUGGAUGUGGACGUGGACGUGGACGUGGACGUGGACGUGGACGUGGACAUGGACGUGGACCGCGUCCGCGUCCGCGGACGUGGACGUGGACGUGGACGUGGUCACGUGGACCUGUACGUGGACGUGGACGUGGACGUGGACAUGGACGUGGACGUGGACGUGGACGUGGAGAUGGACGUGGACGUGGACGUGGACGUGGACGUGGACGUGGAGAUGGACGUGGAUGUGGACGUGGACGUGGACGUGGACGUGGACAUGGACGUGGACGUAGACGUGGACGUGGACGUAGACGUGGACGUGGACGUGGACGUGGACGUGGACAUGGACGUGGACGUGGACGUAGACGUGGACGUAGACGUGGACGUGGACGUGGACGUGGACAUGGACGUGGACGUUGACGUAGACGUGGACGUGGACGUGGACAUGGACGUGGACGUGGACGUGGACGUGGACGUGGACGUGGACGUGGACGACAUGGACGUGGACGUGGACGUGGAUGUGGACGUGGACGUGGACGUGGACGUGGACGUGGACGUGGACAUGGACGUGGACCGCGUCCGCGUCCGCGGGCGUGGACGUGGACGUGGACGUGGUCACGUGGAUGUGUACGUGGACGUGGACGUGGACGUGGACAUGGACGUGGACGUGGACGUGGACGUGGAGAUGGACGUGGACGUGGACGUGGACGUGGACGUGGAGAUGGACGUGGAUGUGGACGUGGACGUGGACGUGGACGUGGACGUGGACGUGGACGUGGAGAUGGACGUGGAUGUGGACGUGGACGUGGACGUGGACGUGGACGUGGACAUGAAGGACAUGGACGUGGACGUGGACGUGGACGUGGACAUGAAGGACAUGGACGUGGACGUGGACAGGGACGUGGACGCAGACGCGGACGCAGACGCGGACGUGGACGUGGACGUGGACGUGGACGUGGACGUGGACGUGGACGUGGACGUGGACGUGGAGAUGGACGUGGACGUGGACGUGGACAUGGACGUGGAGAUGGACGUGGACGUGGACGUGGACGUGGACGUGGACAUAGACGUGGACGUGGACGUGGACGUGGACGUGGACAUGGUCGUGGACGUGGACGUGGACGUGGACGUGGACAUGGUCGUGGACGUGGACGUGGACGUGGACGUGGACGUGGACGUGGACGCGGACGUGGACAUGGACGCGGACGCGGACGUGGACAUGGACGUGGACGGGGACGUGGACGUGGACGGGGACGUGGACGUGGACGUGGACGUGGACGUGGACGUGGUGGACUUGGACGUGGACAUGGACGUGGACGUGGACGUGGACGUGGACGUGGACGUGGAGGACGUGGACAUGGACGUGGACGUGGACAUGGACGUGGACAUGGACGUGGACGUGGACGUGGACAUGGUCGUGGACGUGGACGUGGACGUGGACGUGGACGUGGACAUGGACGUGGACAUGGUCGUGGACGUGGACGUGGACGUGGACGUGGACAUGGACGUGGACGUGGACAUGAAGGACAUGGACGUGGACGUGGACGUGGACGUGGACGACUUGGACGUGGACAUGGACGUGGACGUCGACGUGGACGUGGACGUGGACGUGGACGUGGACGUGGACAUGGACGUGGACGUGGACGUGGACGUGGACAUGGACGUGGACGUUGACGUGGACGUGGACGUGGACGUGGACGUGGACGUGGACGUGGACGUGGACGCGGACGUGGACGCGGACGUCGACGCGGACGCGGACGCGGACGUGGACGUGGACGCGGACGUGGACGUGGACGUGGACGGGGACGUGGACGUGGACGGGGACGUGGACGUGGACGUGGACGUGGACGUGGAUGUGGACGUGGACGUGGACGUGGAGAUGGACGUGGACGUGGACGUGGACAUGGACGUGGACAUGGACGUGGACGUGGACGUGGACGUGGACGUGGACGUGGACGUGGACGUGGACGUGGACAUAGACGUGGACGUGGACGUGGACGUGGACGUAGACAUGGUCGUGGACGUGGACGUGGACAUGGUCGUGGACGUGGACGUGGACGUGGACAUGGACAUGGACGUGGACGUGGUGGACGUGGACGUGGACGUGGUGGACUUGGACGUGGACAUGGACGUGGACGUGGACGUGGACGUGGACGUGGACGUGGAGGACAUGGACAUGGACGUGGACGUGGACAUGGACGUGGACAUGGACGUGGACGUGGACGUGGACAUGGUCGUGGACGUGGACGUGGACGUGGACGUGGACGUGGACAUGGACGUGGACAUGGUCGUGGACGUGGACGUGGACGUGGACGUGGACGUGGACAUGGACGUGGACGUGGACAUGAAGGACAUGGACGUGGACGUGGACGUGGACGUGAACGUGGACGUGGACGUGGACGUGGACGUGGACGUGGACAUGGACGUGGACGUGGACGUGGACGUGGACGUGGACAUGGACGUGGACGUGGACGUGGACGUGGACGUGGACGUGGACAUGGACGUGGACGUGGACGUAGACGUGGACAUGGACGUGGACGUGGAUGUGGACGUGGACGUGGACGUGGACGCGGACGUGGACAUGGACGCGGACGCGGACGUGGACAUGGACGUGGACGGGGACGUGGACGUGGACGGGGACGUGGACGUGGACGUGGACGUGGACGUGGACAUAGACGUGGACGUGGACGUGGACGUGGACGUGGACAUGGACGUGGACGUGGACGUGGACGUGGACUUGGACGUGGAGGUGGACGUGGACAUGGACAUGGACGUGGACGUGGACGUGGACGUGGACAUAGACGUGGACGUGGACGUGGACGUGGACGUGGACCUGGACGUGGACGUGGGCGUGGACGUGGACAUGGACGUGGACGUGAACGUGGACGUGGACAUAGACGUGGACGUGGACGUGGACGUGGACGUGGACGUGGACAUGGACGUGGACGUGGACGUGGACAGGGACGUGGACGUAGACGUGGACGUGGACGUGGACAUGGACGUGGACGUGGACGUGGACGUGGACGUGGACGUGGACAUAGACAUGGACGUGGACGUGGACGUGGACGUGGACAUGGACGUGGACGUGGACGUGGACGUGGACUUGGACGUGGACGUGGACGUGGCCGUGGACAUGGACGUGGACGUGGACGUGGACGUGGACGUGGACGUGGACGUGGACAUGGACGUGGACGUGGACGUGGACAUGGACGUGGACGUGGACAUGGACGUGGACGUGGACGUGGACAUGGACGUGGACGUGGACAUGGACGUGGACGUGGACGUGGACGUGGACGUGGACAUGGACGUGGACGUGGACGUGGACGUGGACAUGGACGUGGACGUGGACAUGGACGUGGACGUGGACGUGGACGUGGACAUGGACGUGGACGUGGACAUGGACGUGGAGAUGGACGUGGACGUGGACAUGGACAUGGACAUGGACGUGGACGUGGACAUGGACGUGGACGUGGACGUGGACGUGGACAUUGACGUGGACGUGGACAUGGACGUGGACAUGGACGUGGACGUGGACAUGGACAUGGACAUGGACGUGGACGUGGACAUGGACGUGGACGUGGACAUGGACAUGGACGUGGACGUGGACGUGGACGUGGACAUGGACGUGGACGUGGACGUGGACGUGGACGUGGACGUGGACAUGGACGUGGACGUGGACGUGGACGUGGACGUGGACGGGGACGUGGACAUGGACGUGGACGUGGACAUGGACAUGGACGUGGACGUGGACGUGGACGUGGACAUAGACGUGGACGUGGACGUGGACAUGGACAUGGACGUGGACGUGGACGUGGACUUGGACGUGGACGUGGACGUGGACGUGGACAUGGACAUGGACGUGGACUCGGCCGUGGACGUGGACAUGGACGUAGACCUGGACAUAGACGUGGACGUGGACGUGGACGUGGACGUGGACCUGGACAUGGACGUGGACCUGGACGUAGACCUGGACGUGGACGUGGACAUGGACGUGGACGUGGACGUGGACGUGGACGUGGACAUAGACGUGGACGUGGACGUGGACGUGGACAUGGACGUGGACGUGGACGUGGACGGGGACGUUGCCAUGAAGGUGGAGGCGGACGUGGACGUGGACGUGGACAUGGACGUGGACAUGGACGUGGACGUGGACAUGGACAUGGACAUGGACGUGGACGUGGACAUGGACGUGGACGUGGACAUGGACAUGGACGUGGACGUGGACGUGGACAUGGACGUGACGUGGACGUGGACGUGGACGUGGACGUGGACGUGGACAUGGACGUGGACGUGGACGUGGACGUGGACGUGGACGGGGACGUGGACAUGGACGUGGACGUGGACAUGGACAUGGACGUGGACGUGGACGUGGACGUGGACAUAG